Molecule: messenger RNA, 546 nt
Organism: Sphenostylis stenocarpa
Lineage: Eukaryota; Viridiplantae; Streptophyta; Magnoliopsida; Fabales; Fabaceae
Source: the annotation of a GenBank genome assembly
AUGGCUCGUCUCGCGAUCGCCAUUGCUGUCGUCGUCGCCGUCAUCCUCGCCCUCUCCGCCUCCUCCGCGGCGGCGCGUCCUUGCAGGACCUUCAUAAUCUCCUCCUACUCCUUCCGCAACCCUAACUCCAACACCUUCGCCACAAUCACUGAGAUCCGAUCCUUCACCCCUCUCUUCAUCACCGACAAACCCUCUUCCUACGAGGUCUUCUUUCCCCACGCGCUCUCGGAACCCGAGCGCGUCAACCCACGCGCCCCCAUAGGGCUCGCCUCCGCGUACGACUUCUCCUCCCUCCGCGACCGCACCAAGGACAUCCUCAGCGUCGCCCUCGCGCUCCUCUUCGGUGUCGGCUGCGGCGCCCUCACCGCCGCCACCAUGUACCUAGUCUGGUCCGUUUUCUCCACGCGUCAUCGCGCCGCGGCCUACGACGAUUUCUCCUCAGACGAAGAGAUCGAGAGCCCCAAGAAGUUAGGCUACGUCAAGAUUCCAGCUGCCGAGACCGUUGCCGCCGCUCCGGAUCCGGCGUCGGCCAAGGGCUCGGUAUAA